Molecule: messenger RNA, 1517 nt
Organism: Abrus precatorius (Indian licorice)
Lineage: Eukaryota; Viridiplantae; Streptophyta; Magnoliopsida; Fabales; Fabaceae
Product: fasciclin-like arabinogalactan protein 12
Exons: 1
Coding region: 490-1275 (261 amino acids)
Source: RefSeq, a predicted model, not a curated record
AAGUAUCACUAAAAAUGCAUCGCAGGUCAGAGGCUAACAUCCAAACUCACGGUACUCCAUAAACCCAAUGUUUCAUCAAAUUGUCUUGCAAAAGUUAAGUUAAUUAGGCACUUGUUCCUUGAGUUAGCCGCUAGCACUUGAUUGUUUUGCUACUUCACAAGAAUUACAAGUGAAUGCUACGCUAUCAUAUGCCCUUUUUUUUUCCCCACUUAGAUCUCUCUCACUGUUUUUCCUGCCUUCCCAAGCAAAAUCCAACUGGCUAACACACUAAUGCAUCUCAUUGACACACCACCUUUCAUUGAUGUAUAAGCAGAUGUGCUAACAACUGAAGUUUCUAAAGAAACAUUCCACCAAACUUAAAAGAAAACCCCUUUCAUGUUUCCAUAUAUUUCCCUCCCUCCAACACUCCCACAUCAAGGACCACACUUCCACUUUGCACUCCUUUCUCAUUACCCAUCCCCACUAAUCUAAGCCCACAACAAACAAAAGAUGGUGAUGAUGAAGCAUUCUCUCUUCUCUCUCCCACUUCUUCUAUUAGUCUUUUGCCAUUCCACCACCACAUUAGCCCAGUCACCUGCGGCGGCACCAACCGCCCCCGCAGCUACCACCGCGGCAGUUCCCGCCCCGGCACCUUCAACACCCCCAACAGACAUCAUUAGAAUCCUCAAAAAGGCUGGUGGAUUUACCACUCUAAUCCGUCUUCUUCAAACAACUCAAGUGUCCACCCAAAUAAACUCCCAACUCCUAAAUUCAAACGGUGGCUUAACCUUCUUUGCACCAAAUGACAAUGCCUUCUCCAGCCUCAAACCUGGAUUCCUCAACUCCCUCAAUGAUCAACAAAAGAACGAGCUCAUCCAAUUCCACUUGCUUCCCACAUACGUUUCUAUGUCAAAUUUUGAUACUUUGAGCAACCCAGUGAGAACACAAGCUGGUGAAAACCCUGAUAGGUUGGCACUGAACAUAACAGGUUCAGGAAACCAAGUUAACAUGACAACAGGUAUUGUUAAUGUCACAGUGGGCGGUACUGUGUACACUGAUCACCAACUUGCGGUUUAUCAAGUGGACAAGGUUCUUCUUCCUAGAGACUUCUUUGAAGCUAAGCCUCCUGCACCAGCUCCAGCGCCAGAAAAGCCUAAAGGGUCUAAGAAGAAAUCUGCAGAGAGCAAAGCAACUCCUGCAGAUGCUGAAUCUGCUGCUAUGAGUUUGAAACAACGGCAUGUCAUGUGGGUUUCAGUUGCAGUUGCUACAGUUGUUGUGGGAACAUUUUCAUGGUGACGAUUAUGAGAGGUUGGAUGAAGAAUGAAGCAUUGAAAGGUGAAUGAUCAACAUUUUGCAGACUACAGUGUUUUUAAAAUAAUUGGGUUUUCUCCUUUUCUUUCUUUUUUUAUUACUUUUCCCCUCUAAUGAAUCAUGUUUCACGUUGUGGUGAAAAUUAUACUCGAUUUGUGAAGGCAUUAUUUGUUCUGCUAGUUCUCUUUCUCUUUCCUCCCUAAGAAAAAUUCCAUAUCUUGUGUAUU